Molecule: messenger RNA, 1650 nt
Organism: Trichoderma asperellum CBS 433.97
Lineage: Eukaryota; Fungi; Ascomycota; Sordariomycetes; Hypocreales; Hypocreaceae
Molecular function (GO): N,N-dimethylaniline monooxygenase activity; flavin adenine dinucleotide binding; NADP binding
Source: RefSeq, a predicted model, not a curated record
AUGAAACCACCGCGGCAUAAAGUCGCGGUAAUCGGCCUAGGUGCUGGGGGGAUCGUGGCGGUCAAGAACUUGCUCGAAGAAGGUUUCGAUGUGGUGGGAUUUGAACGUAGUAGUUAUAUCGGCGGCUUGUGGCACUUUAAUGAAGAUGAGAAUACCUUGAGCGUUUUGGAAUCAACUACGACCAAUAUUUCAAUAGAUCGCGGGACAUUUACCGAUUUUCCUUUUCCAGCUGGUACCCCAAUACACUGUGCUGCUAAACUGGUAGAGGAUUAUCUGGAAGCCUAUGCGAGCCAUUUUAACCUCAGACCCCAUUUUCGCCUUUCCACUACCGUUAGAUCGGUAUCUCGGGAGGAUGAAGGUGAAGGCAGAUGGAGAUUAGAUUUCGAAGGACGGCCUAGCGAAUGGUUUGAUAAAGUUGUUGUGGCCACCGGUCCUCAUAUUAAACCUGUAAUACCUGAGUUUGAAGGAGCUGAUCUCUUUACUGGCCGACUCAUUCAUUCAAAGAGUUUCAAGAAACCAGAAGCAUUUGAUGGGCAAAAGGUGGUUGUAGUUGGGCUUGGGAACAGUGGAGGUGACAUUGUCGACGCGCUUAUCGGCCAUGCCUCGCAUAUUUCAUUGUCACAUAACGGUGGCGCUGUCAUUAUGCCUAGUCUCGUCAAUGGUGUGUCGGUUGCAGACAGUAUCUCAUACAGGUCCCUCUACCUGGGGGGUCUCGUCAGUGCUCUGUUUCCAAAACAAUCCGAGAGGCUAUUCGACGAAGCCGUUCAUAGCAUCUCGAGAGACGCGUUUGGAGAACUCGAUCCAUCUUGGGGGCUUGACCCAACUCGUUCGCUUAAGACGGCCAACGUGGUGCUUUCUGAUACCCUUAUUGCCAAUUUUCGAUCCAAGGCCGUGAAGCCGAUUGUAGGCAUCCGGCGGUUUAUUGGCGGACGAAAGAUGGAGCUGACCUCUGGAGAGGUUAUCGAAGCUGAUGCAGUCAUCUGCUGUACGGGAUAUAACAAUGAUUUCAGCCUCUUGGAGAAAGAAUUCGACCCGGCCUCCAAUCCCUCGCCCAGCUGGGUAAACGCCCCGGGCUCAAAGAACAGGCCAUGCCCGCGGCUAUACCAAAAUGUCUUCUCUCUCAAAGCACCAGACUCUCUGGCUUUUCUGAGCUGCGUCUUCCUCCUUCACGGCGCAUUUUGCCUCGUUGACAUUGCCAGCAUGUGCAUCGCUCAAGUCUGGUCAGGCAGAGCCUCGUUGCCGCCAGCGCCAGAGAUGCAACGCUGGAUGGAUCGGCACGAGAAGAUGCUGUGCAGGGCUGCGCAGACAGGGCCGGUUCUUCCUGCGUCAGUGCCUGCGGGCGAUUGGUUGACAUGGGCGGAUAAAACAGCAGGCAUGGGUGCGGCAGAGCAUCUGGGCUGGGGUUGGAAAGGCUGGCGCUUUUGGUGGCGGGAAAGGGGGCUGUGGAGGUUGGUCAUGGAUGGCCCUUCGACGGCUGCUUUUUGGCGACUGUUUCCUGGAAGGAGGAAAUGCUGGGACGGUGCGAGGGCGGAGAUAAUAAGGAUCAAUGAAGAGGCUGAAAGAAAGCGAGCGCAGAGUAGCUGGAGGAUGGGGGAAGCUCAAGCGCCCUCAGAAGUGGCUGAUUUUGGCCUGUUCAACAAGCAGCAUUAG